Molecule: messenger RNA, 366 nt
Organism: Miscanthus lutarioriparius
Lineage: Eukaryota; Viridiplantae; Streptophyta; Magnoliopsida; Poales; Poaceae
Source: the annotation of a GenBank genome assembly
AUGGCGACGGCACCGUGCGCACCCGCCUCCGUCUCCGUCUCCUUCCCCGCCCGCCCGGCGGCGGCGGGGCCCCCUUCCUCUGCCCGUCCGCGGCGCGCCGCUGCUGGAGCGGCGGAGGGCGGCAGGUGGUGGGCGCCGCUGCUGGGGUGGUCGGGGAAGGCCGACUACCUCGAGGCCCCGGCCCCGGUCCCGGCGGUAGCGGUGGCGCAGGACGACGACGCGGGCAGCGCGGCACGCAGGCAGUUCGUGGGGGGCCUGACGGAGGAGAAGGCCCGCCAGCUGCGGGCGCGGAUGGCGCAGACCGAGUCCUUCCACGACGCCAUGUACCACUCGGCCAUCGCCUCCCGCCUCGCCCGCUCCGCCUGA